Messenger RNA from Oreochromis aureus, 1942 nucleotides. Its product is annotated as butyrophilin-like protein 10. Lineage: Eukaryota; Metazoa; Chordata; Actinopteri; Cichliformes; Cichlidae. The record is from RefSeq and is a predicted model, not a curated record. Bases 341 to 838 code for a protein of 165 amino acids. Gene Ontology annotation, cellular component: external side of plasma membrane. The transcript has 4 exons. Gene Ontology annotation, biological process: positive regulation of T cell proliferation; cell surface receptor signaling pathway; immune response.
CUUCCAGUCCCAGAGAAGGUCGCUGACUGCCAGGUGACACUGGUUACAUAUUAUUAAGUCUGAUCUCUCUGUAGCUCACUGUCUCUUUAAAAACAAGACAGAAUAGUUUGGUGCAUGUGUUUGUUGUUGCUGUGUUGGUGCAUUCCUAGUUAGUUCUAUUUUCUCCCAGAUAAAAAUAGGACUAUAACACUGUAACACUAUAUACUCUCUGCCUGGGAACCCCCGGUUACCCCCCCAUGACUGAACAGUGAACCUGGAAGUAAACUGGUGUUUGCAGUGUGCUGCUUUAUGUGUCUGCAGUCUGACUGAGGAUCAGAUCUAACUGGAUUUUGACUGCAGGAUGAAGAUUCUGCUGCUCCUCUUACUCAUUUCCCAGCAUGCCACAGCAGUGGAGGUGUAUGAGGGGGCUGAGUCUGUGCUGCUGCCCUGUCAUCUACUAGCUGCUCCCAGUGAGUUCACAGCAGCAGUGUGGGACCGCAAGGACCUCAACAUCCCAACAGUCCAUGUUCGUGUGAAGAGUGGUGAUGAUGUGGAUGACCAAAACCAGCGUUACACCAACCGAACAUCAAUGAGUGCUGAUGCUCUGCAAACUGGAAACCUCAGCCUCACUCUGAGAAACCCGACAGUCUCUGACAAUGGAACCUACACCUGCAUCCUCCGCAUCACUGGACGAGAUGUGAGCUGGACUUACUUACAGCUGAAGGUCACAGGUCAGCGAUGUAGACAGAGAACCUCCUCCUCCACCUCCUCCAGUCUGGCCCAAAGUUCUCUCAGCUGUCUUGGUUCCUGUGGUUGUCCUGGCUAUUUGCUGUGGUAUCGGCAUGUUUUGUGGAUAUAAAAGGCUAAAAAAUAAAGAGGGUAUGUAGGAGUGUUGUGGAAACUCCAAAACAAAACUGCAACCACCAGGUGAGUGUGUCUUUAAAGUGAGGUUUAUUAUAAAAAGAAAAACACUGCAGUGGAGAAACCGUUCUGGUCAAACACCAAAGCGUUUUCUGAGGCAGGGCACCGCCCUGAACAAUUUUCUACCUUCCUAAACACUCCCAAACAAAGAACAUUCCACAACAUAUCAUAUAUCACUAUUCCCUCAGUCCAACUCAUCCUUGACCCCCCCCACUCUAACAAAAGUUACGACUAGGGAUGGGUAUCGUUUAGGUUUUAUCCGAUACCGGUGCCAAACCGGUACUUUUGAAACGGUGCCGGUGCUUAAACGGUGCUCAAACUGGUGCUUAAAGAAUGGAGAACACAAAAUUGGUCCAAAAACCUCUCAUGUUUAGCUGUUUUUGUCAUGGUCUGCAGUGGGUGGCUGGAAUUUCCAUAAGGCUCCUGAACUUACCUGGGAUCCGCCCCUGGGCAGGGCCAACUCCUCCAGCUCCUGCACACCUGGAGCCUAUUGCAGGCAAUCAAGCCAGAGGGAUUUAAGCAACACAUUGAUGUUCAUUCACUGCCAGUUCGUCAUCAACUCAUGUUGGUAACAGGCCUUAUGCUUUAAGUUCUCGCUGUGAUUUAUCUUACUAACAAUAAUUUCCUGUGCUGCAGUUACUGGUUUCACCUUGCCUCACGCGCUACCUCUGGACUCAGGAUACUAAGCAAACAUUUUGAAAAUCACUCUGUGCCUCACCUGCCUGCCCUCCUGCCAUCACACUGAAGACCCCGGAUCUCAGGUCAGCCUUGCCACACCACUCAGCCCCCCUGGAUUCUCAUCACCCCCCUCUCAACACCCUAUGUCCCCAACUGCAAUGUGACUGUUCCCUGCUCAGCUCCACUCUGCAUCUCAGGCCCUGUUCCCUCGUCCUAGUCACGCCACGUCAAACUCCACGUCUUAUUGUUUUUUGUCCUUGCUACGUUUCUUGCACUCCAGCCUAAUAAAUUAUUGUGACAUCAUCUGCUGUCUCAGCUCUGGGUUUCUGCACCUGAGUCCUGUUCUGUACAGACCACUCGGUCC